AUGUUCAAGAUCUCCGAACAGUCAGACAUUCUAGGCGAGUCUGGACGCAACCACCAGGAUUCUGCUGAGCUCUCGCCUGGGAGCAUUGCCGACGAGACAUCGAUUUCGACCGAGUCAGAGCUCAUCGAACGAGAGAGCAUCGACUGUAUACACUCCGGCCAUCGUGUUUACAAUUCGUUUGCUGUUCAGAUAGCGACAUUGAAGAAUGCCGCGUCGCCGAGCCCGUCUGCCAUGUCCAAAGGAGAUGAGCCUAUUGGAACUGCCUCAAACAGAACUCCUUCAAAUUGUGCUCAAAUGGGGAUCCACCCACGGGCCAUUCGAAACGACAUCAAGACUUUCAUAUCUUCAUCGACACGCCUGAGAUACUUACUGAAUCUGUUCUUCGAUGAGUACCACUACCUCUACCCGUGCAUUGAUCAAGACCGCUUUGAUAUUCAACUACAAGGUCUUUUCGAACACUAUUCGGUGCAUCAAGACUGCUUGUUCCUGUCAGCUGGAGAACCUGAAUCACUCGUAUUCGCUGCUCUGACAUGCAAGAUACUCGCCAUCGCAGAGCAUAUUGAAGCCGACGGUCAAUCUCCUACGACGACGACCAACGAGCUUCCACCAGAGAGGAAUGUCCGUGGGCAGGCUUGGGACCGAGAAAGUGCAAGACUCUUGGGCCUGGCGUCACAAAGCGCAGACGACAUCAUGGACACCGUCCGACUCUUCAUGCUGGAGGUACUUUACAUGUUGAUGAGGGAAAACUUCAGAAAGGCAUCACAGGCAUUGUGCAGGGCCGUGGAGCUGGCCUUUGCCCUGGGUUUGAAUGACGAAUCCACAUGGGCUGGUUGUUCUAUCGCAGAAGCCAGAUCAAGACGAGUUCUGUGGUGGACCAUAUACUUCUUCGACCGAAGGAUGGCGUACCGGCUUGGAAGACCGUACAUGAUUCGAGAUUCCGAAGUGGCGGUUGCUGACUUCACAGCCGAUAUACGGACAAUGGAAAGUAUGCCACCACCAGCCCUUCAUCUUUCGACUUCCACGCCAACGAGGAUAUCGCUCGACGUGGAUUGGUUUCACUACCUACAAUUCAACCUUGGCUGGGGACGUCUUUUUGCAAAGGCGUGGGAUUCUCUUUACAGUUUGACCAGUCCGAGGGCCGGAAAUGUUGAAGAAAUCGAAAUCAUGGAGACUUUGUUGGCAAAGCUCAAGAGAUCGCUUCCGACGGAAAUGAAAUGGAGAGACACACUCAGCUCGUCAGGCAGCACCCAGCCUCCUGAUGUACCAGAUCGGAAGAUUCGCAUGAGUCUUGUGGUUUAUACGAUAUGUCACAAGCUUGCUGCUUCCACCGUGGAGGCCAUUGUUUCCUACAUUCGGACCCGACGCCGCGAGCGAUCGUUUGGCACGUAUGCGACCAUGUGCAUCAUUGAAUCACUCUACUACAUGCUUUCCAUGCCAUCGUCGACGACCAACAACAACAGCAGCCGCAGCAUCGACACUUUUGAUGAUUUCGAAGCCACAAAGAAUUUGUCACUGGAACAGGCCUGGGAAUGUCUGAAUGAUUUGAGUUGUCGCCGAUUGGCAAUUGCCACAAACGCACUGAAAGUAUUGAAAGGCAUCAUUGAGACUAGGGUUGGUAAUCAGCAGUCCCUCCUCCAGGACAAGCCAACGGGAGCAUCUUUGAACACCUGUCAAAAUCAUCGACCCUCUAUUGAUCAGGAGAUCAUCACCAACGUAGAAUCUCGGCAGAGAGAUCAUGCUCAAGACACGGACUUUUAUGAUGUUGACUUGUUCUCUAUCGACUCUCAAUUUGUGCUGCCGGACUUUCCUGGGUCAGAUCUAGAUAGGGAAGGGCCUUUGAGUAAUGACAUGGGAAUUUGGGAUGCCGAGCAGAUGAUCUAUAGUCGGUGUUGA
This is a messenger RNA of Exophiala oligosperma, 1893 nucleotides long. RefSeq lists its product as uncharacterized. NCBI's taxonomy places the organism in Eukaryota, Fungi, Ascomycota, Eurotiomycetes, Chaetothyriales, Herpotrichiellaceae. Gene Ontology annotation, biological process: positive regulation of transcription from RNA polymerase II promoter by galactose; DNA-templated transcription. Bases 1 to 1893 code for a protein of 630 amino acids. The transcript has 3 exons. Gene Ontology annotation, cellular component: nucleus. The record is from RefSeq and is a predicted model, not a curated record. Gene Ontology annotation, molecular function: DNA-binding transcription factor activity, RNA polymerase II-specific; RNA polymerase II cis-regulatory region sequence-specific DNA binding; zinc ion binding.